AUGACUAAGACUUCAUCGGAGGCCUAUUUUCCUUCGUACGAGACCAUUAGCCUGGCGCAUCUCUUAUCCCGUCUCCAGGCGCAUCUUCUCUCCCCGUCCGCCGACCUCAGACUCCUCCGCCAAUCGAAGUACCAUAGAGCCAGAGUCGCAGCGAACGUAGAAUACGGCCGCACCUUACUUGCCCAGCUCGAAAGCUCCCUGCCAAACACCAAGUCACCCGCCCGCAGGCAUGCGCUACAAACAGAGCUUGCAGAACAGCGACAGCUACUCGGGGCACUAAGACAGCGAAUAGACGAGCUAGCAAUAGAAGCAGAUAUGUUAGCUGAUGAGGACGCUUCUUCGUCUGAAGACGAGGAAAUUUUGCCAACACCGGACGAAAGCACCCCUGAGCGUGCACCAUCUCAGGACGGAGCCGUCGUCGAGGGCACGCUACCAAUGGAGCAUGGAAAGGAAGUAGAACAGGAACAAAACACCAUCGAAACCACAUUACAAACCAAGGGUAAAACUGCUGCGGAACAACCCCCCCCAACCUCGUCCAUCUCCAGCGAACCGCAGGCGACUAGCUCUCUUCGCAGCCGACACCACCAAGCAUCUUCAACUCAACUAUCCCACUCAACCGCUAUUCCUACAGCUUCUUCACUUCCCGUAAAACCAUCCACGAUACCGAUCUCCCUGCCCACCAGCCCAGAAACUCCGCAAACCAAGACCCAUGACACCGAAACCACACUCACAAACUCCCGCCUUGAACAAGACACUCUCACCGAAUCCCUCCUCUCGCUCGCGUCACAGCUAAAAGCUUCCUCCAAAUCCUUCCAAACGCACCUUGAAUCGGAGAAAUCCGUUCUUUCACGCGCCACCGAGGGCCUAGACCGAAACACGACAGGCUUGGAGGCAGCAGGAAAGAGGAUGGGAGCGCUGCGACGGAUGACGGAGGGUAGGGGUUGGUGGGGACGGGUUCUGAUGUAUCUAUGGAUCUUCGGCCUGUGGAUCGUUGCGGUACUGAUUGUGUUCGUGGGGCCGAAGUUAAGGUUUUAA
Molecule: messenger RNA, 1035 nt
Organism: Coccidioides posadasii C735 delta SOWgp
Lineage: Eukaryota; Fungi; Ascomycota; Eurotiomycetes; Onygenales; Onygenaceae
Biological process (GO): retrograde vesicle-mediated transport, Golgi to endoplasmic reticulum
Cellular component (GO): SNARE complex; endoplasmic reticulum
Molecular function (GO): SNAP receptor activity
Source: RefSeq, a predicted model, not a curated record